GUCUACACUCAUCUGUAUCUAUUUAAUUGCCAGAUUGCUUAAAUAUGAAAAAUCGAGGAAAUAUUUAUUUCACUUCAUACUCAACUUAAUUACUAGCAUAGUCGGGUCAGGUUGGAUGGGAGGGACGCCGCCGGUUCCACUUUGACAUUGACGUUGUUAAAAAAAUCGCAUGUUGAUUAAGAAUCUUAAUUUAAGAUUUAUUCACUAUUGUUCUUUUGGUGUACAGUCUUUGUUGUUUGUUGGACUUAAUGAGUGUGGGUGGAAGUAUUUUUUAGCAGGUCAGAGGAGAUGCUCAAAUUAAUUAUGUGGGGGCAGUUAUUUUGAAAACAAAAUGAACCGUGCUACUGAUAACAUCGGUCCUAGUGCCGGCGCCUCUGGGAACAAUAAUCAAGAAGGGUUGACCACUGCAACCAUGACCGAUUCACAAAAUUAUGAACAGCUUGCCCAAGAAAUAGAAGCUUUGGACACUUAUUGGGGUCCUACGUUCCGGACGAUAAUCGAAGAUGGACGUCACCAAAGAUUCUUGGACCAUCUAGAACAACGGAUCAAAGGGCAUGAUCGCGACAUUGAAAAACUGUGCAAUGUUCACUAUCAGGGGUUCAUAGACUCUAUAUUAGAACUCCACAAUGUCCGGGCUGAGGCCCAAGACCUUAAAGGAAGAAUAUCCUCCAUGGAUAACGAGUUGCAGUUGGAAGUCACCAGUGUCCUUCAGAGAGCGGAGGAUUUGGCCAAUGCUCAACGAGUAGAAGGAAAUAUUGUUGCCACGAUUGAGCAGCUAGAGAUUUGCUUACCUCUGUUCAAAAUGUAUCAAAAAUUGAAAGAACAAUUGGAACAAAAAAGGUAUUACCCCGCAUUGAAGUCGUUGGAACAGUUGGAGCACACAUAUCUUCCUCAAGUUUCUCGCUACCGGUUCACAAAUCAUUUUAGAGAAUGCAUUCCAAAAUUUAGGAAACAGAUUCAAGAAUCAAGCAUGUCCGAAUUGAAAGAUUUCCUGGAAAAUGUCCGAAAAUAUUCUUCAAAAAUUGGAGAAGUGGCCAUGAAACACACAAAUGAGCAACAAAUUAUGUACACCAGCGGGGAAGGUCAAGGAGGAGGACGAAAAGUUUUAUUUGGCUCCCCUAGUCAGUCCGCUUUAGCCGAUAUGGACGACGUCGAUGCUGCCUUGACAGAUGGAACACUGGACGGGGAAGAGGGAAUGAGCGCCCAAGAUUUAGUUGACUUUUCUCCAUUGUAUCGUUGUUUUCACAUAUUCACGGUUCUCGGGGACAGACAGACGUUUGAAAAUUACUAUCGUAAACAACGUCAAGAACAAUCCAUUCUGGUUCUUCAGGCGACCGGCAAUAUGCAACACGAGAGUUUGUACGGAUAUGAGGAAUAUUUUAAUGCAAUCGUUGGAUUCUUUGUCAUUGAAAAUCAUCUCCUUUAUACAACUAACGGUUUAGUCAGUCAGGCAAUAUUGGAGGAAAUGUGGGCUGGUGCAUUGCCAAAGAUUGCAAACACUUUGCGAACAUAUGCCUCGUACUGCACAGAUGCCGGAACCAUUUUGGAGAUUAAAAAACUAAUCAUGCUGUUUUCCAAUACUCUAGGCAAUUACGGAUAUAACGUCUCACAACUAUCUGUCACUCUGCAAGAAAUUCGAGAACAUUACACUGAUGUGCUGAUGCAACGAUGUGUUCACUCCUUUCGAGAAAUAUUUGAUGAGGACACCUACCACCCACUCCAGGUCCAGAAUGACAACGAGUACGACAAUGUGAUUCGAACUUUUCCUUACAUUGACGCCUCCCUGGAAAAUGCCAGCUUCCCAAGGAAAUUUCCCUUCUCGUUGAUGGUUCCUCGCGUGUAUCAGCAAGUGAAAGACUUUGUGAAUGCGUCUCUAAAAUAUACAGAGGAGCUCAAUCUCAGUCAAACCGAAGUUGACGAUAUGAUGAGAAAGUCUACGAAUCAACUCCUCACCAUAACCCUCAGUGGCUGUUUAACCACCCUCAUUCAGAAACAUAGCAUCGGACUACUGCAGCUUAUUCAGAUCACAAUAAAUACCAACUAUCUGGAACUUACGAACGCUUACUUGGAGGAAUAUAUAAGCGAAGUAACGGGUGGUUCCGUUAAAAACAUGUCCCACAAGGCGGAGCUGCAGGGAAAGUCAAUGUUCAAGGAUGCUCGGGCCGAAGCUGAGGAACAAAUUUAUGAAAAGCUUAAAAUCAAAAUUGAUGAGACUUUUGAACUCGCCAAUUAUGACUGGAACCUUACAGAGCCGCAGGGCCUGGCGUCUGACUACAUAAUCGAUCUUGUAGCAUUUCUCCAGUCAAUAUUUCUUGCCUUUACCAAUUUGCCAGCUAAAGUAGCAAGGACUGCGUGUGUCGCUGCCUGUCAACAUAUCAACAAACGCCUGACAUCCUUAAUGCUGGAUGAUGAUGUGAAACAGAUAUCUCUGGGCGCUUUGCGACAACUAGAACUGGAUCUUAUCCAGUGCGAACAGUAUGCACAAUCUCAACCUGUGAAAGAUCUUGAUCCAACUCUACUCCUCGAGUGUUUCAUAGAUUCUCGGCAGAUCCUGGAUCUUUUUAACCAGUGCGACUUCUCUUCAUAUUUUCGAGAUUUUGGGGAAGCUACCUCCAAAUACCCGCGAGUCACGCCGCAAGCAGCUAUUAAAGUCUUAGAAAAAAUUCGCGAAUCUGACCGUGAUAAGAAAAAAAUCCUUUCCGUGCUCAAAAAGGAUGAACGUGACAAAAAGAAACUGCACGAUACCAUAUUAAAGCAACUGAAGGAAUUGCCUCAAACGUCGGCAUAAGAUUCGUCGAUAGUGACGAUCGUUUUCGAAAGGGCCAAGAACACAAAACCGAGUUACCUUAUUGUAAUUAAAACCUCAUACGAUACGAUGAUGGGUCAUUAUUUGUUUAUAUUGUUAUUCAUACUAAACUAUGAUUCUUAAUCAGUAAUCAUAAAAUAUGAGAUGCGCUGAAAGACUAUUGCGUGAUUUACAAUCUAUCUAUUAUCUGGUAGUUUGUUCCAAAAAUCCCUAUUCAAGUUAUUUAUUUAUUGACAGUACUUAUUGACAAUUUAUGUAAUUGUUUGAUGAAUAGUAAUAAAUUUCUAAAUCGCAUAA
This is a messenger RNA of Folsomia candida, 3103 nucleotides long. It is a transcript of the gene Sec15, whose product is annotated as exocyst complex component 6B. The coding region runs from base 332 to 2788 and encodes 818 amino acids. Gene Ontology annotation, biological process: exocytosis; Golgi to plasma membrane transport; intracellular protein transport. Gene Ontology annotation, cellular component: membrane; exocyst. NCBI's taxonomy places the organism in Eukaryota, Metazoa, Arthropoda, Collembola, Entomobryomorpha, Isotomidae. The transcript has 15 exons. The record is from RefSeq and is a predicted model, not a curated record.